AUGUACGUCUAUGAUACGGAAAAUGAAAUCUCUAAUAGGCUACAUUCUUUUUGUAAUGAUGGUGAAUCUUCUUUGUCUGCUGAGAUAGUAGGUGUCAUCCUAAAUGUCUUAGAAUCUUGCAAUAAACUGGUCAAGCUUUUCCGUAAUGCACGAGAUCUUUGUUCUUCUCAUCAUAUGCAGUCCUUCUGUGCUUCCCUUUUUGGCACUCAGUAUGAACGUUCUUAUGAAAAGUCGUCUUCUGGUUGUAUUGGUGCGAUUGUGACUGAUGCAGAUCAUAUGUCUGGAAAGUUUGACAUCAUCAUUCGUGAAAGAGAUGGUACACCAAAGCGCAUAAGUAAACUGCACCCACUUUAUAUGGCUUUGCAGUAUCCUCUGCUUAUACCAUUUGGCGAUGCGGGUUGGUCUCCUGACUUAUCACUUCGCACCCGAGAUGGUUCGCGCCGAAAGAUGACUAUUAAUAAGUAUUAUAGCUAUAUACUUCAUGACCACCAUAAUCUAUACACAUUACUUCUACGCGGUGGCCGAUUGUUUCAACAAUAUAUCGUCGACGCUUAUGUGUGUAUAGAAGAAUGUCGGUUAGAUUAUGUAAGAAAAAAUCAAAAUGUCUUCCGCUCUGAGUUCUUACAAGGAAUACACGAUGCUAUUGAACGUGGUGACACUGAAGGUCAUGAUGUUGGUAAACGGACAUUCCUGCCAUCGUCGUUUGUUGGUGGGCCAAGGUACAUGUAUAAGCAUUAUCAAUACGCUUUGGCUAUUUGUAGAGUACAUGGCAAUCCACAAUACUUCAUCACCUUCACCUGUAAUGUAAAAUGGCCAGAAAUACAGAGAUAUCUUUCACGAUAUCCUAUUUUGAAGGCUCAGGAUCGCCCAGACAUAAUUGCUAGGGUUUUCCAGCUUAAAGUAAAGUCCUUGAUUAAGUUUCUAAGAAGCUCACGUAUGUUUGGGGAUGUUGUUGCGGAUCUCUACACUAUUGAGUUUCAGAAAAGAGGUUUACCACAUUGUCAUUUACUAUUAUGGGUGGCGACAGCUGAUAGGAUUCGAGAAGCCUAUCAGAUUGACGACUUUAUUUCUGCAGAGAUUCCAAAUCCGUUAACUCAGUCUCAGUUGUUUGCGGUCGUUACCGAUCUUAUGAUACAUGGACCAUGUGGCAUUGUAAAUCCUAACUCGCCAAGCAUGGAAUCCGGAUCGUGCUCAAAGAAGUUCCCGAAAGAUUAUCACGAACAUACGACGUUUGAUGAUAAGGGUAAUGCACGUUAUAGGAGACGUUCAGUUGGAUUUAGUGUUAACAAGAGUGGUGUCGAAUUGGACAAUCGUUAUGUUGUGCCUUACAAUCCAGUUUUAUGUACUCAAUUUACGGCACACAUUAAUGUAGAGUAUUGUGGUUGGAGUCUGCUUAUUAAGUACCUAUUUAAGUAUAUAUCCAAAGGUGCUGAUCGUAUACACUACAAGAUAACACGUGCUCCUACAGAAACACAAUCUGCGCAACAAUGCGACUCUAAUCAGCAAAAUGAAAUACAAAACUUCUUAGAUGGGAGGUUUAUAUGUCCACAUGAGGCUGCUUAG
Molecule: messenger RNA, 1563 nt
Organism: Helianthus annuus (common sunflower)
Lineage: Eukaryota; Viridiplantae; Streptophyta; Magnoliopsida; Asterales; Asteraceae
Exons: 2
Coding region: 1-1563 (520 amino acids)
Source: RefSeq, a predicted model, not a curated record